CUCAGUCUGUGAUAGGCCCCCUGUAUGUGGAUCUGUGAAGUCACGUAGGGGUGUUACCUUGGCGACACUUGGCCCUGACAGCUCAGUUCCUCCCUUCAUCUUUGACAGUUACAGAGAGGGAAAAGAAAGCUUGUUUUUGCCGACCUUCAACUGACGUUCGAGGCGUACACUCCUGACCUGUAGGAUGACCCCACUAGUGCUAGCAUGGGCAGCAAUGUGUUUGUGGACCACAGUGUCCAGCCAGCCUCCUGAAAUGACCCUCCAAGUUCUCUACCCCAAGAUCUUUGACAACGAAACCCUAACCUGCAGUUGCUCCGACGGUUGCAUUGAUGUGUUCUGGUUCCGCAGUGUACGCAGCAAAAACGGCUCUGUCAUCUUCCAGUCUCUUGUCUACGCCAACAAGGUAGAGCGAGUCAAGUACAGGUCUGACAUGGCCCCAAAGGAUCAAGACCGUUACAAGAUCAGUGUGCGAGAUUCUGGGGCCACGGUGGCUUUCUCCCUACGCAUACAUUGUGUGACGGAGAUGGAUGCAGAAUUAUACUCCUGUUUAUUCCGAAAACAGAACACGCAUCAAGAGCUAUCGACGUCUGGGUUUCUGCUGAGGCCUGGAGUAUCUCCUCCAACUCUUCCCCCUGUGACGAAGCCACCGAGGAAAAUCAUUCCAAUUUGCCGCUGUACUACAAGGAGAAGUAAUCACCCUAAAGGCUGUGGGACCAUGGUCCUCUGGCCCCUGGUUGGAAUACUUCUGGGCCUGGCGGUCGCCCUGAUCUCCACUCUCUACUACUUCAGUCGAUUACCAAGAAAGUGCAGGCAUCAGUUUGCCAAGAAGAGGUAGUCGGGAGUCGGAUGGCUGAGCGGUGAGGGAGUC
This is a messenger RNA of Hypomesus transpacificus, 868 nucleotides long. It is a transcript of the gene cd8b, whose product is annotated as cd8 beta. The transcript is spliced from 6 exons. NCBI's taxonomy places the organism in Eukaryota, Metazoa, Chordata, Actinopteri, Osmeriformes, Osmeridae. Gene Ontology annotation, molecular function: coreceptor activity; MHC class I protein binding. The coding region runs from base 185 to 835 and encodes 216 amino acids. Gene Ontology annotation, biological process: regulation of immune response. Gene Ontology annotation, cellular component: cell surface. The record is from RefSeq and is a predicted model, not a curated record.